Bradysia coprophila is the source of this 1491-nucleotide messenger RNA. RefSeq lists its product as uncharacterized. The record is from RefSeq and is a predicted model, not a curated record. NCBI's taxonomy places the organism in Eukaryota, Metazoa, Arthropoda, Insecta, Diptera, Sciaridae.
AUUGAAUUCGUUGGUUCAAUUGAUGGGAAGUGUGUAGGAUGUAAAAGUAAUUAAUCCCACAACCGUAGUCAUAAUAUUUAUCCGAGGUGUUCAAGUAAAAAUGUCUAGAUAUUAUACGCGGGCCGAAUUGAAGAAAAAAGUUGAGCAGAUAUGGAAAGACCAGCCGGAGCGUUUCGCGGGAUACAAGUUUAUCGAUGCGACCGGUUCGUACAGCGUUACAUUUGAGUGCGAUCGUGGGCAUGUAUCGACGAAACGAAUGCAAUUGUUGAAGGAUGGUAGAAGAUGCUACCAGUGCCAUGGAGCUGUUAAACAUAAUGCCGACGACAUUGAAGAAAGAAUUUUGACGAACUGGCAGAGUAAUCCGAAAUUCCUGGGCUAUGAGCUUCGCCGUGUAUUUUUUUCCGAGCAAAGAUGGCGGUAUGAGUACAAGUGCGCUGCUGGUCACAUCAGAGAAGUUAUUUUAUGUGGUGUUCCUGGCACAACUCUCUUCGGAUGCAGCCAUACCACUCAUCCGUCGUACCAAACGAAACCAAAGAGCGAAUACAGACAAGCGAUUUUGGAUUACUGGAACGGAGCUGACAAGCACAUAUGGCAGGGAUACAGCCUGGUAAAGCUUGGUCUGUACACGCAGGUGACCACUGAAAUCCGAUGUGCACAAGGGCACAUAGCAAAAGUGGCACCACAUCGAAUUUUGCAGUACAAAGCUGGCUGCAGCCACAGAGAUUGCACGGCACUUCGGCGUUUUCAAAGAGGGACGAAUUAUAAGUAUUUGGUGUAUGCGGGAAAGAAAUACAAGUACCAGGGAUACGAGGACCGUUUGUUACGCGUGUUGUUUAAGAGAUUUAUAUCUGACACAAUUGAUACGAACGCCAUGCUGUCGCAACCAAUAUCUUUUAAAUACAUGGUCGAUGAUGGAAUUCAUCAUUAUUUUCCGGACAUAAGAGUCAAGACCCCUGCAUACCAACGCUGGUACGAGGUAAAGUCUCAAUUUACCUAUGACUACAACGGUUUGGAUGACGAUCUUCGAAACCAAAAUCAUUCGAAUAGAAGUGGAGAGCGACAGCUAGGAAAUCAGGUGAGACAUUUGACGCGUUUAUUUGGGGGCAUGACCUGAACGAUUUUCGAAUAAUUCGGUAUUAUUCAACGGGUGAAUUUCGGACGUUUGAUAGCCUGAAGGAUGACGACAUGGCCGAAGAGGUUAUUUCUAUUAAUUGAACUCAUUUUCAUUAUUUUUGAAUCACUUCUGACACAUCUGACAUGACCAAAACGGGUCAUUAAUGUUAAUUGAACUCAUUUUCAUUGUCAAAUCACUGGCCGAACAGGCCAUUAAUAUUAAUUGAACUCAUUUUCAUUAUUUUCGAAUCACUUCUGACACAUCUGACAUGACCAAAACGGGUCAUUAAUGUUAAUUGAACUCAUUUUUUGUCUUUUCAAAUCGUAAUCAUGAAUUGUGUAUCAAAAUGUUGUAUUGACAGAACAAUUUUCAAUAAA